ACAUUUACUUCGUCUGUAGCUUCAAACUGCCAAUAGAAUGCAAUGCAUCCAGGUAGAGGUAAACGUCGAAAACGCAUUGAAGAAUCGGUGUCAGGGAAUGCUAGCACCAGCAGCGCGACUUCUGUCAUAGCAAGGCUGAUAUAUUUGGAUGAAGAACUUUUCCGAAAAUGGGCAGAAGGGCAAUCGGAGCAAAAUAUCGAAGUGCUUUCCUUCGUUCUCAAUGGCCUUUGCGAUCUGCUCAGUUAUCGAUGUAACGAGUCCAUGAGGCGGAGUAUUCUUCACGAAUUCAUCAGAUGUAUGUCUAUACACGGCGUCCCAUAUCGUUAUGUUCUCAACCUACGUGCCAGCAAGUUUUUAGCCAGGGAAGAAUAUGACGGAAAGUAUCCAGCAACAAAGGAUAUCAAUCAGUUCUUUCGCGCAUUGUCUGAUCUCGAAUAUGGCCUUCGUGCAAAUAUCUGGUCGUUUUUGAAUGUGCAGAUGGGCGCUUUGGUUCUCCACUCAACAUCGCCUUUAGUACAAAAAAGCACAUCCAUCCAACGUUUGAGACAUCAGUUAUCCAUGGCGAGCAGAAGACUAAAUUAUAAAGCUGUCGCGACUCAACUAGCAAAUUCUGAAGUUCUCCGAAUGGCAUCGGAGACAAUAGAGAAAAGGACGAAAGGAUGGAAGGAUUACGAUUAUCAGAUUCAGUUUCUGAUCUACUAUGAUAGUCCCAUCGCAUUCUUUAUGGCACUGCAGUCCAGUUUAGCUAUGGAACAUGACAGUUCGUUUGACAUAGGCAACCGGUUGCUCUUAUUAGCAAGUGUGCAGGCGAUGGUUUACACUACUAAAUCCGCAAAAAACACCAUCAUGAUGCAGUUGUGUGAAGUGCUUAUCGCGGCAUUGCUCUGUGGCCACUUGACUCAUGUUUCUGGGAUACUAGCGCUCGAACGUAGGAUACAUCGUUAUAACAAAGUUUAUGAUAGUAUUGCUGUUUGGAAUGCUUACAAACUUAUAGCCGAGUAUGAAGAGUGGAGAGGUAGAGCUGGUUACGGCGGAAUGAUACUUAACACUGCACAAGCAUUGCUUGAAGUGGCCGAAAGUGAUCCUCCUCAUGGAACAAUAUUCUUGGAAACCGCAUGCAAGAUUUGGGUGAAACUGGGACGACACGAGGAUAAAAUAGCAGAAGCAGUUUCGAGCAUAUUACGGAAGUGCCCACAACUUCUUGGAAGAGUGAUUGCUUUUCUGAAAUCUAUUGACCAUGAUGAUGACGUUGAAGUGGUUAUUGAAGAGGUGUGCGAUGCAGAGCGUAGUGGACUACACGCUAGUGAUGAAGCUUGGGUGGACUGGUGCCAACCACGAAUAGCACGGCCGGAGAAGUAUGGACAAAGACUCAAGGUGCUCGAACGUUGCACUGAUGUUCUUUUCAAAUUUCUUGACUACGGGUCAAAUCGUGAGAAUGGACGUGCAUGGGUACUACUGCAUACUGCGGUACAGUUUGUCGAGCCAUCAUAUGUAACACGAUUAUGGUUGGAAAGGUAUGACUGGUGGCCCCGUUUCCACAUGACCCCGCUUCCUCCCGAAGCAGCGUCUCGACGCUCCCAGUUAUUAGCUGCUCUUGCUGAAAUGCCUGUUGAGUGAUAUAAUGAUCUUACGAGUAUGUUGUUAUGCUGCCGUAUAGCGGUGUUUUUCUACAUAGAUUUGAUUUGAUUGUUGACAUAUUCGUUAUGUUGUCGUUACGCGCCGUACUUGAUCCUCUUGAUCCACUUCGUCAUUGG
Messenger RNA from Cylicocyclus nassatus, 1754 nucleotides. The record is from the annotation of a GenBank genome assembly. Lineage: Eukaryota; Metazoa; Nematoda; Chromadorea; Rhabditida; Strongylidae.